UGCCCAAGCCUGUGUCUCCAAGGCAAAAAGGGACUGAGCCAGCUGAGGAGAAGCAGAAAGACAACCAAAGAACUGCAUUCUUGAAUACUAACUGCACCGAUCAGGGGGCAAGGCUACAGUAUGCACAACUUUUCAAUCAGCAGAGGUGACCAAAGAAUCCACUGACAAGCUACAGGUGUGACAGAAUCUGGCUCUUCACAUACCACUUAAACAACUCAUAUUCAACAGAAAGAAAAUACAGACAAGUUGGCAACGAUUCAAAUUCCAGAAGGACCAACACCAAAUAAAUUAUGAAUGUUGAACAAGAUGACCUUACAUCCACAGCAGAUAAUGAUAGGUCCUAGGUUUAACAGGGCCCUAUUUGACCCCCUGCUUGUGGUGCUACUGGCUCUUCAACUUCUUGUGGUGGCUGGUCUAGUCAGGGCUCAAACUUGCCCUUCUGUCUGCUCCUGCAGCAACCAGUUCAGCAAAGUGAUCUGUGUGCGGAAGAAUCUGAGAGAGGUUCCAGACGGCAUCUCCACCAACACACGGUUAUUGAAUCUCCAUGAGAACCAGAUCCAAAUAAUUAAAGUGAAUAGCUUCAAACAUUUGAGACACCUGGAAAUCUUGCAGUUGAGUAGAAAUCACAUUAGAACCAUUGAAAUAGGGGCCUUCAAUGGUCUGGCCAAUCUCAACACUCUGGAACUUUUUGACAAUCGUCUUACCACCAUCCCUAAUGGGGCUUUUGUAUACCUGUCAAAACUGAAGGAGCUUUGGUUGAGAAACAAUCCUAUAGAGAGCAUCCCUUCUUAUGCUUUUAACAGAAUCCCUUCCCUACGUAGAUUGGAUUUGGGGGAAUUAAAAAGGCUUUCAUACAUCUCAGAAGGUGCCUUUGAAGGUCUAUCCAAUUUGAGGUAUUUGAACCUUGCCAUGUGCAACCUUCGAGAGAUCCCUAACCUCACACCACUCAUAAAACUGGAUGAGUUAGAUCUUUCUGGGAACCAUCUGACAGCCAUCAGGCCGGGGUCCUUCCAAGGGUUAAUGCAUCUUCAAAAAUUGUGGAUGAUACAGUCCCAGAUUCAAGUGAUUGAAAGGAAUGCCUUUGAUAACCUUCAGUCACUGGUGGAAAUCAACCUGGCACACAACAACCUAACACUACUGCCUCAUGAUCUCUUCACACCACUCCGCCUAGAAAGGAUCCACCUGCACCACAAUCCUUGGAACUGCAACUGUGACAUUCUUUGGCUCAGCUGGUGGAUUAAGGACAAAGCACCCUCCAACACUGCAUGCUGUGCUCGCUGCAACACACCCCCCAGUUUGAAAGGAAGGUACAUCGGUGAGCUGGACCUGAAUUAUUUCACGUGUUAUGCUCCGGUGAUAGUGGAGCCACCAGCAGACCUCAACGUCACAGAAGGCAUGGCUGCAGAACUGAAAUGCCGAGCAUCGACCUCCCUGACCUCUGUAUCUUGGAUUACUCCAAAUGGAUCGGUUAUGACGCAUGGGGCAUACCGAGUUCGGAUUGCUGUGCUCAGUGAUGGCACAUUAAAUUUUACAAAGGUGACCGUGCAAGACACGGGCUUGUAUACCUGCAUGGUGAGUAACUCUGUUGGGAAUACUACAGCUUCUGCCACACUGAACGUCACUGCACUGGACAAUGGUUACACAUACUUUUCAACUGUCACGGUAGAGACUAUGGAACCUUCUCAGGAUGAGGCACGGACCACAGAGCAGAUUGGGCCCACACCAGUUAUUGACUGGGAGACCACUAAUGUGACAACUUCUCUUACUCCACAGAGCACAAGGUCGACAGAGAAAACAUUUACCAUCCCAGUGACAGAUGCAAGCAAUGGGAUCCCAGGAAUAGAUGAGGUUAUGAAGACUACCAAAAUCAUAAUUGGUUGUUUUGUGGCUAUCACUCUCAUGGCCGCUGUGAUGCUGGUAAUUUUCUACAAAAUGAGGAAACAGCAUCACCGGCAGAACCACCAUGCUCCAACACGGACUGUAGAGAUCAUUAACGUGGAUGAUGAGCUUACAGGUGAUACACCCAUAGAGAGUCACUUGCCCAUGCCAGCGAUAGAGCAUGAGCACCUAAAUCAUUAUAACUCUUAUAAGUCUCCUUUCAACCACACAACAACAGUUAACACAAUAAAUUCAAUACACAGUUCAGUGCAUGAACCGUUAUUGAUCAGAAUGAACUCAAAAGACAAUGUACAAGAGACUCAGAUCUAAAAUAUUUACAAAAUUGGGGGGAGGGGAAAUACAAAAAAGACGGUUUAUAAAACAAAUGACACAAAUGACUGGGCUAAAUCUACUGUUUCAAAAAAAGUGUCUUUACAAAAAAAAAGAAAUUUAUUUAUUAAAAAUUCUAUUGUGAUCUAAAGCAGACAAAAUUAUGUGUAUUCCUCAAAACCUCUUUUUGCUGCACUUAUUUACCCCUCUUCCUCCUUUCUCCCUCCCCUACCUGCCCCAACCCCAUUUGCCAUAUUUUUCAUAGGAGAUCUUGAUUCCCUAAAAGAACUGGUCUAGGAAAUUUUGUAAGAAUUCUGUCAUACUUUGGGAAUUUUUAUGGUGAACUCUAGUGGUGAGAGUCAGUCGAUUUUGUCUCUUUUUUCUGUUUUAUUUUUUUCUUUUCUCAUACCCUUCUUGAAAUGGUUCUACAGGGAAUGGAGCAUUAGCAGUAGAUUUGUAAGUGAGAAACAAGGAACAAGCAACAAUAACAACAAAAAAGCAAAGUCUUUUUUUUUCAUGUAAUGACCUGUUCUGUAUUUGCCAAGAGGACCAUUCUGUGGAAGAAGAAACAAAAAUCUAAGAAAUUAAUUUACUUGUGAACAUCUACAAAAAUCAUGAUCUUUUAAACAA
Molecule: messenger RNA, 2838 nt
Organism: Mauremys reevesii (Reeves's turtle)
Lineage: Eukaryota; Metazoa; Chordata; Testudines; Geoemydidae
Gene: LRRC4C
Product: leucine rich repeat containing 4C
Exons: 4
Coding region: 295-2208 (637 amino acids)
Biological process (GO): synaptic membrane adhesion; modulation of chemical synaptic transmission; regulation of axonogenesis
Cellular component (GO): glutamatergic synapse; plasma membrane; postsynaptic density membrane
Molecular function (GO): cell-cell adhesion mediator activity
Source: RefSeq, a predicted model, not a curated record